This is a messenger RNA of Penicillium manginii, 2064 nucleotides long. RefSeq lists its product as uncharacterized. The transcript has a single exon. The coding region runs from base 1 to 2064 and encodes 687 amino acids. NCBI's taxonomy places the organism in Eukaryota, Fungi, Ascomycota, Eurotiomycetes, Eurotiales, Aspergillaceae. The record is from RefSeq and is a predicted model, not a curated record.
AUGCCACAACCGCGGGCCGUCUCCCCGCUCACCUUUGAGACAUGCGCAACUCUCCCCUCAGAUUCCAGUGAUGACGACCUUUUAGCAUCCGACGAUGAUCUCGACGAACCUGCUCGUGCGGCAAAGCGGCAAAAAAUCGAAAGAAUUGCGGAAUCGUGCCAAAGGGGAGCUCCAGUCUUUAUUCUCUCCGCUUCCCUACGAGGUCCGUUCGAACACAACUGGAAGAACCCGUGGAAGAAAGAUAGGACUCGUGGAGCAAAGGCCACAAUAGCAGGGAGAACCAAGGCUGGCGGUGAUCAGGAGAAUGCACCUGUGAUACAAGAAACGGACCCGCAAGAUGCAAAGCAUCGAAAAGACUUGUCCAUUGCUUCACGCAAAACAACCGAUGUGCCUUCACCGUUCCACCGUUCAAGCGUGUCAGCAUUGCAAAAAGGACCAGGCCGGUCUUCUUCAGUCAAAGCGAAGCUUAGCGAUAAGCCUCGGCUUCCACCGAAAUCUACAGGUGGGCAAAGUGCAGUGUCUCGGAGAGAAGCUUCUGUUUCCGUGGAGGACCAAACGUCCAAUGCACCAGGGACAGCAGACUGGUUGAGAAAGGGUGGGAAGAGAUUGAACUUUGGCAAAUUUGAGCCACCGAGCUCACCAACACCGAAAGCCGAACUACGCAGAGAAAGGUAUAAAUCUCAUUCGGUAUCUCAUGCAAUUGGAAAGCAGGAUACACGGUCACCCACCAGGACUCGAUCGCCAACGACACCUAAAGUAUCAGAAAAGCCACCCGUGGAAUGUGCCCCGCCGACGUCACUCUCGUCUGCUUUAUCGAAAUCGCAAACCAAGUGUUCGGGCUCGGUAGCUGCGAGGGAAGAUGUGCAGAAGAACUCACCCAUCACGAAGAAUCAUGCCGCGCUAUCAGUUCGUGUUGCGUCUUCUACAUCCCAGCUACCACGCUUCCAAUAUCAGCGAUGGAAUGCACAAGACUCUAGUCCAAGUGACAUGUCAAAUCUGCCCGUCCCACAUCCUGCCGAUAGGGCCCCAUCACUGCCCACAGCCGAAGACCCAGAUGAUGACAUGGCUCCAUCAAAAAUGCUUCUUCCGCAGGAGAAUGCCAUGAGAACAGCUCCUGUACGAACAGAUCAACUAAUCGGGUCUUCAAAUGAUGUUCAAGUUGCCAACCUAGGGGCCGAGUCAACUGAUACGGGUACCUUUGGCCAGACUUCUAUAGAACAGAACACUUGCGAGCAGCUUCCAUCUGCCCAGCAGGCACCAGUUGCCCCGGGGGUUUCGGAUCGUGUGACAUCGUUGCACUCAACAGCCGUGCCCAAAGAAGGCAACACUGCCUCAGGUGGAAGCUAUGAUACGCAGCUAUCAACACAAGCAGCCCUUCGUCACGUUCAACAGUCUUUCCAAGCCGACCUCGAAAGCUCAGAGCCUGAUUACGAUAUGCACUCCGAGAACGACGACGGGAAUGCUGAUGAAUCACUCCUAGCGCAUGAGACGCCAUUUCUCAACCCUGCCGCUUCCGAUCGAAUCAUGACUUCGAAUUUCUCUCGCUGGGAUAAAGAGAAGGCGCAGGCGAUGAGUACACAGUGUAUGAUUGAUGCCGCCACGCCAUUUACAUUUAGCACGGGAGAGAAGCCCAAUCAAUUUCGUGACCUGUCGCCAGACGCUACCGGAAUUAGUCCGGGAGUCCCUGGGAUGGGCGCAGCUUUCUCUUCAGCGAGAUCCUCUCCAUCCGCCGUGGACGACUACCACACCGCACCGACAACUGACGGCCAAUACCCUCCCACUGGCCAACAGCAACCAGAGCUUGCGCUGGGUCAACAAUCAACUACACAAAACUCCGCCCUGCCGUUUGCUUUAACCGGGUCAACCCCCACUACUGCACAAGACGGACAGGGCGGGUUUCAAAGGGGCGAGAGUUUCAACCUUAGUCAGGCAAUUGCUGACGCCGGUAGCUGGCUGCAGCAGAGCUUUGAUUUUAUGAACGACGCCAACCAUCCCCGCCCGAGUACAAAGACAACAUCAUCUACAGCGGAAAACCCCUCUGCUAUGGAUUUGGAUAUAUCCUAA